GCGGGCGUAACCCUUCGGUAACCAUGUUCAUGGUUGUGUGAGCAAGUGGAAAGGGGAGGAGUAAGCCGGCGGCGGAAGGGAAUCUCCCGCCAUUUUUCAAUCCCUUCUUUCUCUUUUUGUGUGCUUUACCAGAGCGGGAAACCGGUUGGGGACUGCAAGUGACAGGCGGGACUAUCAUCCCACGAGAAGCCCGGCCUGAAGCUCAGGACAGCUAUCGCUGUCUCCACACCCGCGCAGCCUCUCGCCUUGUUCCCGGGAUGGCGCCGCUGCUGGGCCGCAGGCCUUUCCCUUUGGUGAAGCCGCUGAGCGAAGCAGCAACAGGCGAAGGCGAGGAGGAAGUGUACAUGAUAGAGCACAGCAAGGAAGCCUUCCGGAGCCGAGAAGAGUACGAGUCCCGCCUGGAGCGCUAUGCAGAGAGGAUCUGGACAUGCAAGAGUACAGGAAGCAGUCAGCUGACUCACAAAGAGGCUUGGGAUGAGGAGCAGGAAGUUGCUGAACUAUUAAAAGAGGAAUUCCCAGUAUGGUAUGAGAAGCAGGUGUUGGAGAUGGUUCAUCAUAACACCAUAUCCUUGGACAAGUUAGUAGACCAGUCUUGGAUGGAGAUCAUGACUAAAUAUGCUGAUGGAGAGGAGUGUGACUUUGAGGUUGGUCCGGAAAAGUAUUUACGUGCAAAAAUUGUGAAAGUGCACCCAUUAGAGAAAGAGGAACAGGCUUCUGAGAAAAAAUCUGAGGGUUCUUGUGACUCUCCAUCCAGUGACAAAGAAAACUCCAACAAAGUAGCUCAGGACAUCCAACUGAAGGAGGAGAGCAACAGAUUGGAAAGCUUGAGCAGCUUAAGGGAAAGUGACCGAGCUCGGCGUUCACCUCGUAAGCUCCCCACCAGCUUAAAAAAGGAAGAGAAAAAGUGGGUCCCACCUAAAUUCCUUCCUCACAAAUAUGAUGUGAAACUUCUCAAUGAAGACAAGGUAAUCAGCUUUGUUCCUGUUGAUAGUCUGUACCGCUCAGAACGCCCUCCGAACAAAGAGAUCCUUAGAUACUUCAUUCGACAUAAUGCGCUCCGCAUCGGCACUGGGGAGAAUGCCCCUUGGGUAGUAGAAGAUGAGCUGGUGAAAAAGUAUACUCUACCAAGCAAGUUCAGCGAUUUCUUAUUGGAUCCUCAUAAAUAUAUGACACUCAAUCCAUCAUCGGCAACAAAAAGGAAGAGUCUUGGAUCCCCUGACCAGAAACCAGCCAAGAAAAGCAAAAAAUCACCACUUAGCCCUUCCUCGUGGAGUCUGGCGAACCUUAAGAAAACAGCAGUUAACAGUUCCUCCUCAGAGGAGGAAAUGCAGUUAAUGAUUGGUGCAAACUUAAACAAAAAAGGUUCGAUUGGCAAAAAAUCGGACAAGAAGAAACCUAAAAAUGGCAAAUCGCAGGUACUGAAUGGCCAAAAAAUUUCUGCCAAAACCCGCUCUCCUAAAAAGGGGUUGAAGAGCCCAAAGCUUAAACAAAUGACCUUAUUGGACAUGGCUAAAUCUACUCCAAAAGUGUCACGGGCCCAAAAAGGUGGUUCAAACACGCCUAGGUCAAGCAGCAAACCCAACAAAUACCUUCCCCCUGCUGCUCUCCACUUAAUUUCCUACUACCGUGACAACAAGAAUCGCGAAGACCGUAAAAGUGCUCUGUCUGCACUGAUUUCUAAGGUGGCUCGAAUGCUGUCUGCUGAGGACCGUAAAAGGCUGCCUGAUGAUCUGCAGGAACUGGUUCAAAAGCGCUAUGAACUGCUUGAGCAUCGCAAGCAGUGGGCAGUGAUGACAGAAGAACAACGCGAGGAAUACAUGCGCAAAAAGAGAGAGGCGUUGAAAGCCCGUAUUAAGGAGAAAACUCGGGAACGGAAACAGAAGGAGAGAGAAGAACGUCUGGAAAAACAAAAGAGAUAUGAGGAUCAGGAUCUAACUGGCAAAAGCUUGCCAACUUUCAAACUUGUAGAUACCCCAGAGGGACUACCAAAUGCAUUGUUUGGGGAUGUAGCAAUGGUAAUAGAGUUUCUCAGUGGCUAUUCAGACCUGCUUUUACCAGAUGGGCAGUACCCAGUGACUGCUGUAUCCUUAAUGGAAGCUCUUGCUGCGGAGAAGGGUGGAUUCAUGUACCUUAACAGAGGACUUGUUGUGCUACUUCAGACACUACUACAGGAUGAGAUUGCUGAAGACUAUGGAGAGCUUGGUAUGAAAUUAUCAGAGAUUCCUCUCACGUUACACUCUGCCUCUGAGCUGGUUCGCCUUUGUUUACGUAAAUCAGAUUCACCCGCUGGGGAAAAUGAGUCCAUAGAGAAAGGAGAUGAAGAUAGUGAGGGAUCUGCUGUCUACCAAGAUGAUGAGGUGGAAGAUGAGUAUCUUGAGAAGUUGGAGACAUCAGAGUUUUUUGAGUUAACAACAGAAGAGAAACUUCAUAUUCUGGCUGCCCUCUGCCAUCGUAUUCUGAUGACUUACUCUGUGCAAGAUCAUGUGGAUGCAAAACAGCAGCGUUCGGGUGAGCUGUGGAAAGAAAGGCUGGCUAUCCUUAAAGGUGAAAACGACAAGAAACGCGCUGCAAAACAAAAAAGAAAAGAACAGGGAACUAUAAAGCCCAAGGAAGAAGUGCAGGCAGCAAAUAUUGUGAAAAAACAAGAGAAGAUCAACACAUUGCAACAGGACAAUGAUGCAGAAGAUAUGAUAAGUGCAGUAAAGAGCCGGAGGCUGCAAGCCAUUCAGGCUAAAAAAGAAAAGGAAGAACAUGAGAAGCUAACAAAAGAGCGAUUAGAAAGGGAGGCAGAAGAAGAGCGAUCCCGCAAGCAAAAAGCAUCGGCUGAGAAAGCAUUUCAUGAGGGCAUUGCAAAAGCAAAAUUAGUUUUGAGAAGGUCUCCACUUGGCACAGACCGCAACCACAACAGGUAUUGGCUGUUCUCGGAUGAAGUUCCUGGACUGUAUAUUGAAAAGGGCUGGGUGCAUGACAGCAUUAAUUACAACUUCAGCCCCCCUGGAUCUGAAGAAGAGUAUGAACAGGAUGCUGAAGAAAGUGAAGAUGCAAACAGCAGUAUUGGCUGCCCUGAUGAUUCUACUCAAAGAGAAGAAAAACAUGUAGAGAUGACUGUGCCCAAGCAGGGGCAGAACUUAUGGUUCCUCUGUGAUACCCAGAAAGAACUUGAUGAGCUUCUUGAUUCUCUGCAUCCGCAGGGCUUCAGAGAGAGCCAGUUAAAAGAGCGUUUGCAAAACAGGUAUCAGGACGUUCUACACUCCGUUCAUCUUGCUCGUAAGCAGAACUUGGGGUUAAAGACCUGUGAUGGGCACCAAGAGCUUUUAAAUUUUUUGCGCAGUGAUAUAAUUGAAGUUGCUACUCGCUUGCAGAAGGGAGGCUUGGGAUAUCUUGACGAUACAACAGAAUUUGAAGCAAAGGUGCGAACACUUGAAAAUCUUAAGGAUUUUGGAGAAUGCAUAGUGUUUCUCCAGGCUGCUGUCAUCAAAAAGUUCUUACAGGGUUUCAUGGCUCCAAAACAGAAAAAGCGUAAGCAUCAGUCCGAGGAGGCAGCGGCAAAAGCAGAAGAGCAAGAUGAAGAGAAGAAAAUGGCAGAAGAAGCAAAAGUUGCAUCAGCUGUUGAGAAAUGGAAAACUGCCAUUCGGGAUGCCCAAACAUUUUCUCGCAUGCAUGUCUUGCUAGGCAUGUUGGAUGCCUGUAUCAAGUGGGAUAUGUCUUCUGAAAAUGCACGGUGUAAAGUGUGCCGCAAGAAAGGUGAAGAUGACAAGCUAAUUCUGUGCGAUGAAUGUAAUAAAGCAUUCCAUCUCUUCUGUCUGCGACCAGUAUUGUUUAACAUACCCGAUGGAGAAUGGUUGUGUCCUGCAUGCCAACCUGCAACUGCCAGACGAAGUUCUCGGGGCAGAAAUUAUGCUGAAGACUCCACUCAAGAUGAAGAUGAAGAGGAGGAGGAAGAAGAAUCUGAGGAGGAAGACGAGGAGGAAUCGGAUGAAGAGGAGGAGGAGCAGGAAAUGAUGGGACAGAGAUUGAGAUCCCGCAAAGCUGCAAAAGGUAAACCGGGCCGGCCUGCUCGACGUGGGCGUCCACCAAAGAACAAUAAUCAUUCUCGUGUCUCACGACAACGAUAUGAGGAAGACAAUGGAGCUGAUGUUGAGGAAAUGGUGCGUCAAAGCAAACCCACCUCUCGCCGCCAGAACCAGGAGCUUCAUAAGUGUGAGGAGAUUUUGGCAAAACUCAUAAAGUACCGAUUCAGCUGGCCUUUCAGGGAGCCAGUCAGUACUGAUGAAAUAGAAGGCUACACAAAUGUGGUGACAACCCCAAUGGACUUCCAGACCAUGCAGAGCAAAUGUUCAUGCAGUAGUUACCAGACCGUGCAGGAAUUCCUUAAUGACCUGAAACUGGUAUUUGGAAACACAGAGCUGUAUUACCAACCUGGAAGUUCUCAGUUGUCCUGCUUGGAGAAGACUGAGCAAUGUGCCCGAGACCUACUUGGCAAACAUCUGCCAGCACACACUUAUCAGAGGAGACAUCGUAAGCACCAGGCUCCUGAGCAAGAGCCUGAGACGGCAAACCCCGGGCGGGGGCGCAAACGGAAGAAAUGAAACCCAUCAAAAAAGGGAGAGGGUUUGGGGUAGAGCUUGCGGAAGAAUUGAGGGAAAUGUAGAAAUGGAGAGUUGGGGUGGCAGAACCUGGUGUUUUCCCUCUGAUCCCAUACAUACCUUGACGUUUUUAAUGCAUCGGAGAGAAUUUGUUGAAAAGAUAAAUACAGACGUGGGGAAGUCAGAAGCUAAAUCCAUUUAUAUUGUAGUGUUUCCAAAAUUCGAUUUCUAUUGCCCACCAACUAAAACUGCUGCUAUCUGGUUUUGUCAUGGAACCCUCUCACUUAAGAGGAUGCGGUUUAUAACUGAUCAUGUCUAUAAGAUAACAGCUAUGCUUCAUUUUGGCAUCUUCGUUUUGUUUUCUAUCUCAGCCUCCACAUUCGCUGCAUAUUCCCAGUGCUGCACAUAGUGCUUUGUUUAGAGGGAGGGGGAUCGCAAGGGCAGGGGGUUCUUUAUUGUUCGGGAACCUUCCUAAGAAAUGAUGUAGUAAGUGUAUUUCUCAGUUACAGAAUUAUUUUAAUCAGGAUAAUGAUUAUUAUGAGCUUUCUCUGACUUUUUUUUGGCGAUGUUCUGCACUUAGCCUGUCCGUUAAACAAGUGGCUGUACUGCGUCUGACUUCUGUGAUAUAUCCUCUAUCUACCCUUUGUAUUUAUAGAUUACCAGUCCUCUCCUUCUCGUAAACGUUCCCCAGGCAAUCAUUGGGAGGCUUCCUAAGGCUGAAUAAAAUAAUGUAUCAUAACAUUCUAAAAGAAUCACCAGCUCCCCAACUUGGCCCGCCUCCCCGUGUAAAUGCCACCAGCAAAGACAAAUAACCGAAAAGACUGUUCUAGGAAGUGGAUUUUGCUACGUUCUCCUCUCCCAUUUAAUGGGUUAUUAAAUAUUUUUCCUCUGCCGACACAGGUAUCCAAACAGGAGAGUCACUUUUUUUUUUUGUGUAUUUUUUUUUUUUUUUGUACUGACUUUUAUUUCCCCUUUUUUUUCUAGAUAUUCAAUGUCUGCUUGUGAUCUUGUAUAAAGGGAGCCUUUGUCUGGGUUUGGCACAUGUACAGUACAGUUUAUAUGAAAACAAGUGUUUGCCUUUAUUAAUAUUAAAACCGAAGGAACAUGUGUAAAUCUGUCUGGAGUACACACUUUUCAUUGUUUAGGUUUUUUUCUAGUAAUUCCUCUUAUUUUUAUAUCUGUUUUAAGCAAUGUGGUUUUUAUAAUUAUGCCUCGUAAAAUUAAACUUUGUGAUCCGUGCAGCAUCACAUUUAUACUGA
Messenger RNA from Xenopus laevis (African clawed frog), 5845 nucleotides. RefSeq names its product bromodomain adjacent to zinc finger domain 1B L homeolog (gene baz1b.L). The record is from RefSeq and is a predicted model, not a curated record. The transcript has 19 exons. Gene Ontology annotation, cellular component: nucleus; chromatin; WICH complex. NCBI's taxonomy places the organism in Eukaryota, Metazoa, Chordata, Amphibia, Anura, Pipidae. Gene Ontology annotation, biological process: chromatin remodeling; DNA damage response. Gene Ontology annotation, molecular function: non-membrane spanning protein tyrosine kinase activity; histone binding; histone kinase activity. Bases 258 to 4589 code for a protein of 1443 amino acids.